Molecule: messenger RNA, 6988 nt
Organism: Xyrichtys novacula (pearly razorfish)
Lineage: Eukaryota; Metazoa; Chordata; Actinopteri; Labriformes; Labridae
Source: the annotation of a GenBank genome assembly
AUGGAUAGGUCUGAGAAUGUAUAUGAGGACCCAGACUCGUACCAGAACCAGUUCAGAGGUAUAUAUGACACGACCUAUGAGGUGCCACUUGACGAGCCCUCUGACAUGACUGCACACUAUGAAAAUACUGAUCGAGGACAAACACCAGUUCCAGCAGAGGAAAGGCGAGGGAGUUCCUCUUCAUCCUCAUCUUCCUCAUCAUCUUCACAUGCCGAAGAGGAAGAGGCACAGAAGAUAGAAGACAGCGAUAGAGAAGAAGAAAAAGAGGAAGAGCAAAAGACAGAAGUGGAGGAGCGCAUCGCAGAGCUGAAUUUGGAAAGGGGAUCUCCUGAGUCUAAGUCUGAGUCUGAAUCUGGGUCUGAGUCUGAGCAUGAGCCUGAGCCAGAUCCUGAGCCAGAGCCUGAGCCUGAAAGAAGGAACUCAUCCAGAAGGUCUUCAUCUUCCUCAUCUUCUUCAUCAGCCUCUGAGAAAGAUGAAUCUGAUGAAAGAGAACAACUUGAAAUCACACUUUUUACAAAGGUAGGAAAGAAAUGCAUCAGAUACAACAUACUGGGUAACUCUACACUGAUUUCACUUACAUCUCAUAAUCAUUCAAUUUACAGAAGAACAACUUGUUGGCCUCAUAAUUAACAUUUCUAAUUAAAUUUACAUCAUGUAUCAGGUUAGCAAGUAUCCUCUAUUUGUUUGUGCAUGUGUGUUCAUACACUUGUGACCAAAUCUAACCGUUCUUUUUCAGGAUAGUCUUGUUUGUAUGGACAUUUUGCGAAGUCCUGAACUCCUCAGGUCGAAACUUCUAAAUAGUUUUCUGGAGUGAAAUAACAUUUUACUCUGAUGGUUCAUUUAAUUUUGCCUUGUUCCAGGUAGUCCCCAAAAAAACUUUACAGAAUGUUGUCCUCAGAAAGUACUGAAGAUAUACAUAUGUGUAGUAUACUCCAAACUGGACACGUCCUACUGUUUAGACCACCUCCCUGUUCUCUUCCACACACACACUUCUAUUAAUAGGCCUUUAUGUCAGUUCAAGUCUGGUUUUAGUGUGUGAGCGUGUUGGUGAGUCUGUUUGUCUUGUUCCAAAUUUAACCCCCAGAUGAACUGACAAGAAUGUUCUGACUCAGUGCUGGGAUAGUUGGGGAUGGUUCCCGUCCCAUGGCCAUGUGAAUUUCUGUGUGUAUGUGAGUGAGUGCGUCACACUUACAGUAUUGGUUGGUGGGCUUCCUGGAAAAAACUGUCAUUCGUUGAGUGUAAUGUACUCGAGCUGUUAAUCUAUCUGAUAGAUUCACCUUCAUGUCUUAUGCAAUAACUGCAUUCAUUACAUCAUCUGUAAAUUUAAUUCUAAAGUCCAGUUGCUCUGAAGUAUAAAAGGAUCGUAAAUCUGAUACUUUGAAACUAUUGUUGUAGCUAUAAAUUAUAUCUAUAUAACUCUAAUGACAAUAGAGUUAAAGCUGACAAGGUCUGAUGUUGGUAACUUUAUCUCACAAGAUAGUUUGCCAUUAGAUUCUAAGUAAUUAAUGAUUUAUCAUUAACCAAUUGUGAUAGAUAAAUUUGUUAGCCAGUGUGCCAAGAACCUUCAAUCUGGGGGGACUGGGACCCCAGGUGGGAGUCUGUAGUUAUGAUGGGGAGGCGUGGCAAUGUUAAAUAACUAGGUUUAUUUAGUGCUUUCUUGAGUCUUCCAACCACUCAAAGUGCUUUUGUAUCAUUUCACAUUCACACAGUGAAUCCCAAAUCCCAUUAACAGCUAGUAUCUUGCCCGGGGAUACUUCAAUAUAUUGACAGCCCUGGGAUCAAACCCUCGACCUUCCAUUUGGGAGAUGACCAACUCUACCAACUGAGCUACAGCCUCCCCUUUUGGUCUUUUCAAAGAUUUCUCAGUAGUUGUACCAGUAAGAAAGGCUUUUCUUGAGUGUAUUUUCCCUUUAUGAAGUUGAAGUGAUUCCUAAGAGAUGCCUUGGGUUUCCACCAGCUAAGCCAGCAAAACAGAAGAAGAUGAAGCGUGACCUUAAAAGUUUGAUUUGCUGAUGCUGAUGAGGUGGCGAUGUUACAGUAAGUGUUAGCUCCUACACAUGUCAGGGAAAUGUGUGUGCAUGUGAAAGUUGCUGCCAGUUAAGCCAAAGUUCAUCAGGGAUAUGUUAUCCUAAGUUGACCCAAAGUUAAUAAAGUUCAUUAUUAAUAAGUUGUCCUAAGUUGACCCAAAGUUGAUAAAGUUCAUAUCAGGUGUUGGUGCAGGUUGUUCUUGAGCUUUGUGACCUUGAAGGUGCUGAGACGAUUGGUUAAGUUGUCAUUUGCAGAAGUUUUUGAUGUACAGGGUGUCAGCCAGAUUUCCAACAGGGGUAGAAAUGCACAAGUGCAGCCUUUGGCCAGGAUCCAGCUGGACUUUAUAAGUGGUCUAAAACUAAAGAACUUAUAGACCACUAUGGUGACCACAUAUGACAUAUUAACUCAUAGUUCUGAUGAACUCUGUCCAACUUCCAUACUCCAUGAAGCCAUUAGUCAGUCCUCCCCAAGGCAGCUGUAGUAGUUAAGGUUAAGGCAGCUAAGGUAGUUCACCACCACCAAGGUGUGACUGUGUGAGCGAAUGAAUGAUGUAUCCAAUGUAAAGCGCUUUGAGUGUCUCUGAUAAAGUGCUGGAUGAAAUUUGAUGCAUUUUUCACAUUUGACCAGCCUCUGUUGAAAAUCUACUGAGCACCACAUGUUUGAGCUUAAACACUUAACCGGUCAAAUGAUGUAAAUCUCAUUUCGAAUUGGGUCACACAUGCUGAGUUUAAAUUUUGAUCAUUUCUUUAAAUAGUUGGGCACAGCAGUUUCUUGUAAGUGUUGAAAAUGGGAAAGAAUUGAAUUUGAUGAGGACUGUGCUGUGCUGCUCUGAAUAUGUGGGGACAAUAGUGAAUAGACGUCUCCGCUCAUGCUCUGCAGUUCAAACACAGGCUGAGAAUUCACAACAUGGGACCCAUGGGUGCUGACGAGUCGGAAAUAGAGUGGAUGACUCCUGAUGAUUCAAAGUCACUAGGUUGAGUUCCUAAUCAGAGCUCUUCAAGAUGGGUGGAGCAGGGCACCCUUGGGUGACUUGGGUCUGCCCUUUCCCUCCUGGCUACAUUAAUGGCUUCAGUGACGCUCCCUCCCUUCCCCUUCUCUCCCCACCCAAGGGGGUUAUUUUUGCCCAGCCCCUUUGCUGAGGCCCGGGGUACAAAUUCAACCUCUCACAUUCACUCUCUCUAUCUCCUGUUCCCACACACACACACACACACACACUCAUGUUGGCUUCCGUCCUCAGCUGACACUCUAACACAGCUGCUAUGGGACCAAGCGGACCUCAGCUCAUGGACCAGGAGUAGAGUCACACACACAGGCAAACACAGCUACAUAUUUUGGGAAACAAACACACUCAUAAAAAGGGGCUUUCUUUUCUUAACCAUGACUGAUUCUGCAGCCGAGGACGACAAGGACCCUGAUAUUGAGCUUUUUGUCAAGGUAGGAAAUUUCAUCUGCGCUUGUUUAAGUGUUUACAUCAGAGUUGAACAAAGGAUCAUGUUUGUGCUUAAAUCUUGAUUACAUUCCUGCACAGACUUCACAAUCUGAUUUAAGAGUCUGCUCAUAAAAGUGAUAUUUGGACAGCUUGUGUACAGUAUGGACUCUAAAAAAUGUAGGGUAUAUAUUGGGGUACGCUGGGCUGGCCCCUUUAAGCGCGUGCAUGCUGUGUUGUUGUUGUUGUGUGCUGAUUUUCCAUGUGUUAACCUGACACCCACGUGCAUUGACAAUCUCUCUCUUUCUCUCUCCUCAUGAAUUAUUACUGGGAUCCUUUCAGUAUUGAGAGCAGCCGCUUUAAAUAGGCUGAAAUUAAUAAUCUUUUGGAUUGGCGUGCCCAUGCAGUUUAAAAAUAAAGUUGAAAAUUUGAUAUAUAGACCUGCGGCUGAUACAAACUGUGUUUGAAAACUGAGAGUUUGACAGUCUGAUGAGUGUGCGGCGUGUGCACUGGUUUGAGCCUUUGAUCAUGUUGUACAACAAAGUUUUAAAUUGUAAGAUUAAUCAUUAUCAAUGUGUGUUUUUAUAGUACAGUUGACAGCAUAACUGCAUUGAUAAGUGAUAUCGUUUCUCUUGAACAUGACAGAAGCUAGACCUUAUCACAAAGUUCGGCACUUAUGUAAAUUAUACGUUAUCUUUGGCUCAACAGCUAAAACAUGAUUUGCAUUUGAAGUUGAGUAAAUCAUUAGAAAUCAAGUAUGAUAAAUGGAUUCAUUCCCCUACGACAAAAUAUGUCAGUAUCAUUGGUAUGAGAAACUUUCUUGUGAAAUUACACAAUUUCCUGUUUAUUUUCUGUGGCUGAUACACUACAGUAUUUAGAGAACAAGAAGUUCAUACAUGCAGUGAUGCGGCUAAUGGAGCCAGCGUGGAUUAUUCAUGUUGGACUUGGCAUCUCAUUACAGUCUCCUGUUGCAGCUUUACACACAUAUACACACACAGCAACAAACACAUGUACAUGCACAUUUGCUUUUCUGUAUCUUAUUAUAAAGCCUUGACACAUAUACUGUAUGUGUGUGGACGAGUUUGUGAGUAAAUGUACACAAGUAUGAGAGCUGGAGUGAGUCAGCAUGACAAGCAUGGACAGUCUUUGAAGGUUUGUGUUAAAACGGACUAGCUUGACUCCAUUUGUGUACUGAACUCCAUUUGUGCUUCAGCUUAUGUCUGACCACGUGUCCAUGUGUGUAUUUGUGUUUAGGCUGGAAUUGAUGGGGAGAGUAUUGGAAACUGCCCGUUCUCUCAACGCCUUUUUAUGAUCCUGUGGUUAAAGGGUGUUGUCUUCAAUGUCACCACUGUUGACCUCAAGAGGUAACAAGUUACAGUGUAUUUUUUGUUGUGCUUUGUAUCAUAAUGAAUUGAAUUAUACAGUUUCCUAUCCCAUAUUGUAUUGCAUUUUAUCCUAUUGUAUCGUAUUGGUUUGAUCCAAGCAUAUCAAUGUGAAUCAAAUCAAAAUUUGCUACCCUAAUCUAUCCAAUCCAAUCCUGUCCUCACAUAUCGUAUUGUAUUGCAUUGUAUCAAUCGGAUCCCCACAUAUCAUAAUGAAUCAAGUCAUAAAAUGUCCACCCUAUCCUAUCAUCAUAAAAAAGGAGUUAUCAUUUAAUUUCCUUUUCUAUCCUUUCUUGUUAUAUUAUAUUAUAUUACAUUGUAUCGUAUUGACAGUACUGGGUUGUAUCAACUCAGUCAGAUCCUAGCGUAUGAUCAAGUCAUACAAUCGAGUCAUAUAAUUUCCUAUAUGACUUGUCAUCAUAUACUCUCGUAUCAUAUUGUAUCCAUUGUAAUGUAUUAUACUGAUCUGAUCCUAGCAUUUGUAUUAUUAUAUUUUAUAUAGACGCAUAUCAUGUUCUUUAUUGUCAAGUAAAGCAUGAUGAAACUUGACCCUUAAUAGAGAGGAAAUAAAAGCUCCAGAAUGACACUCCUGGUUUGAUUAUAUGAGUUAAACUUGAAUAAAUUUUUGUAUCUCACCAAAAAAUAAGUGUCUAAGCAGUUACUGUUUGAUCUUAUCAAAGAUUUGAAAACAUUAACAUGUAAAAGAUGUGUAUUCUCUUUGUGAAAAGUCUGUACUGUUUGACUGAAUUGUAAACUUAAGUUUUAACUGCAGCUAAGUUGUUGAAUAUUCCACUCCCAGCAGAUUCUGACCAAACAGGCACAGAAACUUUUACAAUGGCCAGUUUCAAAAUAAUAGUUUAUUUUAAAAUCAUUACAUAUUUGUGUUAGGGAUCGUAAAAUGGUUUAAAUAUGUUUUUUUAGGAAACCUGCUGACCUUCACAACCUGGCUCCAGGGACCCACCCGCCCUUCCUCACCUUCCAGGGAGAGGUUCUCACUGAUGUUAACAGAAUAGAGGAGUAUCUGGAGGACCGACUGGCUCCACCAAAGUAGGCACACCCCCCAUGAACCCGCACAGAAAAAGAUAACAGAAUGAAAACACUCAUACUGUGUCUUCUUGUUUCUUAGAUAUCCCAGACUUGCAGCAAGGAACCGUGCGUCUAACAUAGCAGGGAAUGACAUUUUUGCCAGAUUCUCGGCUUAUGUCAAAAACACAAGACCAGACAAAAAUGGGGGUAAGCUGCAGAUGUCUUGCAACCAAUUGGUUUGGUGCUGCUUGAGGUUUCUACCUGCUAAAAGGAAGCUUUGACUUUCCUCUGUUUCUAACCUCUUAAUCUUGACUAUGUUUUAUGUGUGUGUAUCAGCACUCGAAAAGGCUCUCGACAAGGCCCUGGCAAAACUGGAUGAUUUUCUCAACACACCCUUACCUGAUGAGCUUGAGUCUGGACGCUACAAUGGUGGAGGCACAUCUGACCGCAAAUAUCUGGACGGAGACCAGCUGACACUGGCUGAUUGCAAUCUCCUUCCUAAACUCCAUGUUGUCAAGGUAACCUGCUUUAUCUAUGAUUAUUGGGUUAUUCUCAGGUUGGUUUGAUAUAUUUUAAUUUGUGUAGUCGGUCACAGCAGAUGGCCGUUCAUGAAUCACUCUGGUUCUGCUCAAGGUUUAGUUCUAUGAGUUUCUCCUGUGAUGAUGUAAUAACAGGAGUGAACGGUAGCCGGUAGUAGUAACAUUCAGGUAGCCAAUCAAAACAGUGCAUCAGUGUCGCAGCAUCCCGCACACUGAGAUCAAAGCAUGUGUUCCAAAGGUGGAAACUGAGAGGCUGCAGAUCUCCUACAGUGGCUAUAUAAAACCUAGCUUAAACGGCCUAAAGGACAUGUUGCAGGCUGCUGAAAAUACAUUUACGUAUAUAAAUGAGACCUUUGAGAAUCAUGAGAUUACUUUUCUGUGAUUAACUAAAUCGUUGUUAUCUAAUAUGUUUCUUUUGCCAGGUGGUUGCCAAGAAAUUCAGAAACUAUGACAUCCCAUCUGAAUUCAGAGGGAUAUGGCGUUACCUUGGCAAUGCUUACAGCCGAGAUGAGUUCACCAACACGUGCGCGGCUGACAUGGAAAUCGAGCAAGCCUAUAAGGAUGUUGCAAAGAGGUUGGGGAAAUGA